AUCACUAGUUCGCUUUGUUUAUAUCGAAGGCUAAGUAUCGUUUACACAUCCUCGACACAUUCAAUUUUCUGGGAUCGGACUACGACAAUGUCCUCCUGGUCACCGGAAACAAUCAUUGCACUCGUCACACUAAUUGCUACUGCUCCUUCAUCGUUACUUGUGUUUUACGACUUUUACCUUCGUCAUUAUGGCCGCCGUCACUCCUCUCCGCAGCUCCACCACAUCGAUUCAGUUCCCAACCUCUCAAGAUCUGUCAACUCUAGUACACAGCAUGUCGCCCCGUCGGACUUGAUCACGCAUCUACCAACUGACGCACAAUUUUAUUACUUUCGAGACAUUGAUGUACAAAUGCAUAUCCGGCAGUUGGACGCACAUGUUGAGCGUUCUUAGGAUCGAUUGACUUGGAAAAUCGCAAUGUGUCGAGAAACGUGAAAGAUGAUGGAUUCCCUUAUCUAAUUGGAGAAUGACCUCAUGGCACUUUCUGCAGCUGAGCCACGGGGGCAGUGGCUGAGCAGCCAAUCAGGUGCCGACAGGCCCUCUGACACAACUUGGAAUGCUCGCGACUGAGUCUUGGGACAUACUGAUAUACCUCUUUUUUUCCAUCUCUUAUUUCUUAUUGUUUAUUAUUUUCGGGUUUGAUUACAGGUCACUGAUAGAAAGGAUAUAUACUGGUAAUACUGCAUUGGCUUGGAUUUUUGGGCUGUCGGUCGGGUGUGGCGUCAUGUGGACGGGAAGGUCAUUACAUAUGUCUAACAGAUAUGAACGCAUGGUGUAAAGGUUAACAUGGGAGUAGGAUUUGUAUCAUCUUAGACUGUUUG
Molecule: messenger RNA, 818 nt
Organism: Aspergillus fijiensis CBS 313.89
Lineage: Eukaryota; Fungi; Ascomycota; Eurotiomycetes; Eurotiales; Aspergillaceae
Exons: 3
Coding region: 88-390 (100 amino acids)
Source: RefSeq, a predicted model, not a curated record